AUGGCGAGAAAAACAUUAAUCAUCGGAGGCGGCGUGACAGGUGCGACGUUAGCGCGACUGCUUCAUGAAGCCAAAUUGGAAGCUCGGUACACACCAAAUGUGAUUGUAUGGGAUCGUAACAGCAUUCUUGGUGGGCGAGUUAUGGCCAGAUCAUUUGAGAAGCAACGAGACGCUUAUGUGGAUAUGGGGGCACAGUAUUGGACUCCACAGUCGAAUAGCAAUGAAGACAUUCGUCAAAAACUGACUCAAAGUGGCCAUUUGGUGUCUUUUGCUGAAAAUGAGAUCAAUCAGGAUCCAUAUCAAGGAAGUGUCAAGAGUCACUUGGUUUGCCCUAACAAGAAAGGAUUUCGAUCAAUGGUGGAGAAUUUGCUAGAGCAGACGGAGACGAGACUAUCGACGCACUUGGAGAGUUUUAAAGUGAUUGAUGAAGAUCACAUUCAAGUGACGACAAGCAAAGGCAAAGAGGAAAUUGUAAACGAGUUGGUAUUGACGUGUCCCAUUCCGAAUGUUCUGUCAAUACUCAAGAAAAGCACGACAUUUCGCGUUGCACCAAACUUGAUGCAUGCAUUGGAAAGUGUGGAGUACUCGCAGCGCUUUGCUGCAGCCUACAUCUUCGACGAUACCGCGACUUUGGCAGUGCAAGAGUUGGGAUGGACUGCCAAGUUCGUCCCCCGUGACGAAAGCGACAUCAUCCGUUUUGUGUGCUGGGACCACCUCAAGAAGAAGGCAGGUGACCAUUCGUCGCCUACUUUAAUUGUGCACACGUCGGUGUCCUUUGGGACCACGUUCAUGGACGACACUCGUCCCAACGAUGAGAUUCUUGCUAUCAUCACCAAGUCAUUGCGAAAGCUGUUACCUUCACUCCCUACUGAGUACGACGCACGUCUGCAUCGUUGGCGAAUUUCUCAAGUGACUGAGCCGUACCACAAUCCAAGCAUGACCGAGGAUGAGGAGGACCCUUUGCCUGCUCUUUUUCUCAACUUGAAGCCACGCAUCAUCGUGGCUGGUGACAGUUUUCUUGGUUCAAAGCUUGACAAUUGCCUCAUAUCUGCUAAAGUUGCUGCAAAUCUUCUUCAAGAAAAAGACAGCAGUUUACUGUAA
Peronospora farinosa is the source of this 1101-nucleotide messenger RNA. The record is from the annotation of a GenBank genome assembly. Lineage: Eukaryota; Oomycota; Peronosporomycetes; Peronosporales; Peronosporaceae.